Saxophila tyrrhenica is the source of this 1224-nucleotide messenger RNA. RefSeq lists its product as uncharacterized. The record is from RefSeq and is a predicted model, not a curated record. The coding region runs from base 1 to 1224 and encodes 407 amino acids. The transcript has a single exon. NCBI's taxonomy places the organism in Eukaryota, Fungi, Ascomycota, Dothideomycetes, Mycosphaerellales, Extremaceae.
AUGCAGACAGCCGGAUAUGCGGUGCCACCGUACUUCAGCUACGACUACAGAUCCCCUCCUCAGACACCCCAGAGGGCCAGCGGAUAUGCCUACUUCUCGCCGAGACAGUAUUCGACUCCGGCGACAGCGCCAAAGGGCCACACUCGACGGCCGACUGCAGACGCAACCUACACCUACAACACCACCACCUACUCCACGCCCCGCAAGAGCAACUACUACUCGACUCCGGACUACGCGUCGGCCAAAUACUACAACACCUCGGCGCAGUCCACUCCGCAGCGCAAAUCCGACUAUGUAAGUGGCUAUGCCUAUACCCACGAACGUCGGAUGCCAGCGCACGACGACGGCAAGAAGCAGCGGAAGUACUCGAGCAGCCAGCACUAUUCUACACGCCCGCAAUACGUCUAUGACGGCUACAGCGACCGCGAGUAUGAGUAUCUGCCACGCUACGAACAGUACGAAGCACCACCACCUUCGUACAGACGCCAUCAGAGUUAUUGUGAGUCACGCACUGAUCGUCGCUAUUAUGAUCAGGUGCCCAUCUACACUCACGCCGAGCCCACGGAGUCGACGCGCCCUCGUCGAGCGUCGUACAGCCAGCAGAACGCCAAGCCGACAUACACAUCCACGCCUCGGCGUCCGAGCACAGCCACGAAACCGCCUCCGAAGGCAACAGCAGAGGAUGCGCGUCAAGCUGGCAUACCUGCCGGCUACUGCUACAAGAACUGGGAUCCGACAGAAGAGCCAAUACUUCUCCUCGGCAGCGUGUUCGACGCCAACUCGCUGGGGAAGUGGAUCUACGAUUGGACCGUGUUCUUCUACGGCGCGGCAACGCCGAUGUCAGAGGUUGCCGGCGAUCUCUGGCUGCUGCUCAUCCAGCUCGCCGGUAAAGUCAAGCGAGCCGAGGAGUGCAUGCCACGGAUCCGCCAGACCGCCUCGCGAGAACUGGUCGACGACUUCCUGGAGUCCGGCGAGCGCCUGUGGCAACGCUUCAACAGGCUGCUCAAGAUCUGCGAGAACUACAUGUGGAAGGCGGCGAAGAAGGAGAGCGGCAGCACGGCCAAGGUCCGCAUGGGCAAAAACAGCGGCUGCGAGUUCGUCGACGCCAUCUUCGGUCGCGACCGCGAGCUCGAGCGGACGGAGAAGCUGAUGACCAGCAUGCGGCUGUGGUCCAUGCGCUUCGACGCGAACUGCGAGGACAUCCUUCGCCAUCCUGCUGCCUAG